This is a messenger RNA of Trametes versicolor FP-101664 SS1, 296 nucleotides long. RefSeq lists its product as uncharacterized. The coding region runs from base 113 to 268 and encodes 51 amino acids. Lineage: Eukaryota; Fungi; Basidiomycota; Agaricomycetes; Polyporales; Polyporaceae. The record is from RefSeq and is a predicted model, not a curated record. The transcript is spliced from 2 exons.
GGGACUGAUGCAUUGCCUAGUACUAUCCGCAGCUACAUGGUUGCGUGGUUGUCUACUCCUGAAUGGGAUCUCAGACUCCGCCACUCGGAUUGCCUUGCGGGACGGGGACCUCAUGACGGGCCUCCCGCACUGCACUCUCGAACAUCGCAAUAUCUCCCCUAGCCGCACCCCAGCGGCGCUCUCUCUGCUUCUCCCUGAGAGUUCCGAUGAGCCACGCAGCCCACGAGGCAGUCUAGCCAGAUCAUCUGCAUGUCGCCGUCCUCGAUAGGAGCAUGGCAAUGCUCCCACAGGCUAGG